Diachasmimorpha longicaudata is the source of this 1846-nucleotide messenger RNA. RefSeq lists its product as uncharacterized. The record is from RefSeq and is a predicted model, not a curated record. Lineage: Eukaryota; Metazoa; Arthropoda; Insecta; Hymenoptera; Braconidae. Bases 451 to 1002 code for a protein of 183 amino acids. The transcript is spliced from 4 exons.
GCCAUAUGCGGGCGGCUCUAGUCGCGAGUGCGAGGGAGAUACUAUUUAACUGACGAGAAGCCCAACCGGUGCUGCAGGGUGAUUCUGUGCACGAUUUUCCAUCAGUAUAAUUUGUUAAUAACUUAAACGUGAUGUUUGAUAAAUUUUUGGUCGGAUAGUCAGAGCACAGAGCACAAUACUGUUGCUACCAUUGAGGGGUAAACAGGCGGGAUAUUUGAAAAAAAUUGGUCAGAUUCGUCGAAAUUAUUCAUUUGUCGAAUGAAUUUGACAAAUUAAUUCAUCAAUUAAUUGAUGAUAAGUGGGACUUUUUGGAUAAAAUUUUUAUGGUGAACUAUGUUGUUCAAUUUAUGAUAAGAAAUAGGCGAAUUUUCUCGAUUUAAAAAGUGAAAAAUUUAAGGAAAUUUUGCAAUUUCUCGGUUGAAUUUUGUAUUUUGAAGUGGAGCACCUGAAAUGUCUGGAAUUCGUAUCCGCGUAGAGGAAGCAUCCUGCAACAAACGCUGGCCAACUGAUGCUAAUAUCGACACAGCAUACGGUGCAACAAUGAUUACAGUUGGUGAGCCCAAAGGUUCCUGGCAUAUACCGAGACCAUCACUCGUUGGACGAAGUGAAAAAGACAGUGACAAUUGUAGCAGUUGGAUGCACCAUCAUUUACAGCCAAAUUCACCGUCCAGGAGUUCGACAUCGUCACAGGGAUCGACGGCAAGCACACAUAGUGCUGCAUCGGGUACCUUGCUGUUGACAGCGGCAAAUUUGGCAACACUAACAGCAAUGCACCCCCCUCCUAUAACGUCCCCAAAAACAUUGGAUAGCGUAUCAGUGGCCAGUAGCACUCAUUUCACUGUUGUCAAUGGAUUAGGAAGACCUACAGCAGUUUGUAAAAAGUCAUGGUGCGCCAGACAUCAGCUUACGGUGCUUGUAUGCACCAUGAGCUUCUUGUUCAUGGUAGGACUUUUUGCUGGUGUCCUUUGGAUGGAAAUGAGAGCUCGUGAUAAGUACAACUAACUACUCAUCACGAAGGAUAUCUUUUAUGGAGUCUCUACUUCGAUGAAAUCCGUUAAAGAAAACGUACUUCUUCGAGCAGGAUAAUAUUCUAAACAUUAGAAAAUAUUGAACAAAAAUUGAUUUUGAGUCGAAUUUUUGCAUAUCGUACAUAAAUUGUAUUACGCUUGUAUCAAAUGCGUGGUACGUGACAGUCCAGUAAUUACAUUAUUCGUAAUACUUAUGACGUAAGUAUGCCAACGAAAUGGCCGAAGAUUAAAUACGUGUGACAAUUCACAAUUAGCGAAUAAUUAGAACUGUUGAUUGCAUGAGUACUUAUACAAAUGUGUUGUCAUAUAAUUGUACAAUCAUGAAGAAACGAGUUUUCGCUUACUGAUAUCAAGGGUGAUGGAUCGAUUCGGAAGAAUUGAAGCCGACGAGAGGGCCAGCUCAAUUUUGUAACAAUUGUGUCCCAUUUUCGAAUAAUUUCUUCAAUCCUGAAAACUAUUAUGCAAAAUAUUCGAAGAAAAUGAUUGAAAGCCUAAUGAUAUAACAAAUUUAUCAACUAAGUAGUCACCAAUUGCGAUGCGGAAAGGGUGAAACAGGAAUAAAUGAAAGGGUAAAAUAGAAUAUUUCGUCAUAAACUCGAAAACGGAAUCGAUGAAAAGUGUUGGAAUCGUACGAAUCCUAUGUUUUUUUGAUCGAGUGAUGAACAUAUUUUUUAAUAUGAAGCACGUGAAAUGGUUCACGGGAAGGACUAGUGAUAGCUGAUUGUUUAUUCGAACGAGCGAAGAAGAGUAAAAUUAUGCUCUUCCUGUCUGUGAUAUUAAUUAUGUAUUAGAUGGUUUCGCCACUUAGUAAAGUAUUU